Molecule: messenger RNA, 894 nt
Organism: Menidia menidia (Atlantic silverside)
Lineage: Eukaryota; Metazoa; Chordata; Actinopteri; Atheriniformes; Atherinopsidae
Source: the annotation of a GenBank genome assembly
UUCAGUUUCUCCUCCCGUGUCUCUUACAUAUGAAUACAAAGAGGAAAGAGGAAAAGGGACUGUUUAUUUGUCCGUUUAUGAAUAAUUUUCCUUCAUCAAACUAUGGAUUAAACUCAUGGUGAUCGCCGAGCGCGCCCCGAGGUCGCUGCCCGGCGUCGUAUUACCUUUCUCGGGGCACAAUGGGCUCGUAAGAUGCCUUCUCUGUGGAAACGAACGAUAUUCUCAGUGGCCUCAGUGCUGUGCAUCCUCUCGGUGGUCCUCUUGGUGGUAGCCCUGUCCACGGAACGGUGGGUCACGGGGAGGAUCCUGUGCAGAACUGGGGUAGAGAUAGUGAAUGCGUCCAGUCCUGAGCUAGAGCAAUUCAUCGGGCACAUCUACUACGGUUUGUUCCAGGGAGGAAAGACCAAGAAGUGUGGACUCGGGAACAGGCGCUCCAAAAUAUACAUUUUUCCGAAGCUUGUGCGAACGCUGAAUGGUGGUCUUCACAUGAUGGUGAUCCUUUUCCUGUUGGUGGCGGUGGGCUUUGCGCUGGUCAGUUUAUCUUUCUGCAUUUACAACGCACGAAAGGUUCCCUACCAGAGCAUCAAAGGUCACAAAGGACUUUACCUGUGGAACUUCAUUGCUGCUCUUUUUGGUGCUCUGGGUGUCUUGUGUUUCCUGGCAGCUGUUAGGCACCACAAUCUGACAGAGCGGGUGGCAAAUUAUCGGGAGAGUCUUUUCGUCCUUGACGUUCUGGAGGACGAUCUGGACUGGUCUUUUUGGCUUGGGGUCGGCAGCAUUGGAACUCACUUUGCUGUCUGUGGAGUUGUUGCCAUGAGUCGGAUUAAGCUGCCCAAACCAGAGAUGAAGAAACCCGAAGAACCCACAAUUUCUUCUCUGGACCUGCUCUACUGA